CAGAAGGCCGCGGGAGCGGCUCGCUCUAGGGGCAGGGCGUUCCCGACGUGCCCCGCGGCACGCCAUUAACCGCCGGGUUUGAAUCGCUGGGCCGCUCGGCGUCGGCGGCGGCGGCAUGGGCGCCCCGGCGUUGCCCCCGGCCUGGCAGCUCUUUCUCAAGGACCACCGCGUUUCAACGUUCAAGAACUGGCCCUUCUUGGAGGGCUGCGCCUGCACCCCAGAGCGGAUGGCCGAGGCCGGCUUCAUCCACUGUCCCACUGAGAACGAGCCCGACUUGGCGCAGUGUUUCUUCUGCUUCAAGGAGCUGGAGGGCUGGGAGCCAGAUGACGACCCCAUAGAGGAACAUAAAAAGCAUUCGUCUGGUUGUGCUUUCCUUUCUGUCAAGAAGCAGUUUGAAGAAUUAACCCUCAGUGAAUUUUUGAAACUGGACAGAGAAAGAGCCAAGAACAAGAUCGCAAAGGAAACCAGCAACAAGAAGAAAGAAUUUGAAGAAACUGCAAAGAAAGUGCGCUGUGCCAUUGAGCAGCUCGCUGCCAUGGAGUGAGGCCUGCGACCUGCUCACCUGGUCCGGGGGUUCCUCGUUUCCCAGGCCUGUGCCCAGCGUCUCCAGCCUUUCUCUGGGACCCCCGAGCAAUGCCUUAGGAAAGGAGAACAUCAGAACUUUGAAGUUAGAUAUUUCGACUAUAUUUUUGUUUUCCCUUAAAGUGGCACCGGAGGCUGCUUCUGCCUGUGCAGCUGCUGCCACCAAUUACAGUAACUGAUUCUCUCUC
Messenger RNA from Propithecus coquereli (Coquerel's sifaka), 770 nucleotides. It is a transcript of the gene BIRC5, whose product is annotated as baculoviral IAP repeat containing 5. NCBI's taxonomy places the organism in Eukaryota, Metazoa, Chordata, Mammalia, Primates, Indriidae. The record is from RefSeq and is a predicted model, not a curated record. The coding region runs from base 116 to 544 and encodes 142 amino acids. The transcript has 4 exons.